This is a messenger RNA of Linum tenue, 558 nucleotides long. NCBI's taxonomy places the organism in Eukaryota, Viridiplantae, Streptophyta, Magnoliopsida, Malpighiales, Linaceae. The record is from the annotation of a GenBank genome assembly.
AUGGCUGAGAUGCCGGCAUCACCGGCUCCUCCCGAACUUCAACCGCCAGAUCCAAAUCCUACAUCCCAUUUCAGCUUCCCACCACUCCAAUCGCUCGGCAGAGUGCCCCAAGAGGUUUUGAAAAGUCCAACUCCUGCUAACCCCCAAACCGCCAAUAACCCCUUUUCCUAUAAAAGAGUGCUCGAGCAAGGAUCUUCUGCACCACACCCGAUGGAUUCAGAAGAUACAACGCUAGGGGAAGAUGCCGUAAUCGUUGGCCGCCGAGGGACCAAAAAAGCUCUUGACAUUUCCGACUCCUUCCGACAACACAUCAACUCCCCAUGGACACAAACUGUCGUUGUCAAUCUAUUGGGCCGUGGAAUAGGAUAUGUCCAUCUCUGUUCCAGUCUCAAAUACCUAUGGAAGCCGAACGGAACGAUGAAAGUGGUGGAUUUGGAGCAAGGAUACUUCAUGGUGAAAUUCUCAGUCGAAUCGCGCCCUUACCGGAGGCCCUUGGACCAUCUCGGGACACUACUAAUUAGUGGUAAGGAAAUGGACCUCCUCCUUCCGCAUCACUGA